CAACAGUCAACACUCAACUAAAACCCAAUCUCAAACCUUUCCCUUCAACCAAGCACAAUCCCCUCAAAUCCACCAAAAUGAUGUUCAAGGCCACCACCGUCAUUGCCCUCGCUGCGGCCCUUGCCCAAGCAGCGGCCGUCGACGCCCGCACUGGCCUCAGCGCUCGUCAGGACCGCCCUUGCCCAGACAGCGGCCUCUCCUGCGGCUGGUACCUCCUCGGUUCAGGAAAUGGAGCGGAUACCCCGUGCACCACCCGUGCGACGUUGGAGGGCCUCAACGGCACGGUCGAUGUUUUCGACUCCAUCUGGCGCGUCGAGGCCGGCGCGCCCGUUGCUUGGGUCGAGGAGUGCCAGAGCGGAUGCUCCAACAUCGGUGACCGCCCGUCGACCACUUGCAACGCCUGAGGCAGCCCUGAGAAAGAAGGUGGAUGGGGGACAAGCAACG
Chaetomium fimeti is the source of this 444-nucleotide messenger RNA. RefSeq lists its product as uncharacterized. The transcript is spliced from 2 exons. NCBI's taxonomy places the organism in Eukaryota, Fungi, Ascomycota, Sordariomycetes, Sordariales, Chaetomiaceae. The record is from RefSeq and is a predicted model, not a curated record. Bases 78 to 404 code for a protein of 108 amino acids.